UCCCUCCCGCGCCGUCCUAGCCAAUGCUGUUCGCUCGAGCAAAGCGAAUGACGUCUCUGCAUUUGCGGGCCGCCGACGCAGGGCUGGGUUUCCAUUUUCAGAGCGAGUUUCGGGGGGGAUCGUCAACAUGGAGCCGGAGAUGGAGGACAAAACGCUGGAUCUGAUGAACACGUCGGGUAUGGAGUCACAAAAUCUAGUGGAUGACCUGUCACCAAAGAAGAACACAGUUCUCAAGCUUAGUAACGGUCCCGUCGUGGGUUCCCGCAAACGCCCAUCAGAGGGCAACUACGAGAAAGAGAAGGAACACUGCAUUGCCCUUUUUGACCAGUGGUCAGAGGCCGACCAGGUGGAGUUCGUCGAGCGUCUGAUAUCCCGAAUGUGCCACUACCAGCACGGCCACAUUAACUCUUACCUCAAACCCAUGCUACAAAGAGACUUCAUCACAGCGCUGCCAGCCCAAGGCUUAGAUCACAUAGCAGAAAACAUCCUGUCUUUUCUGGACGCACGUUCGCUUUGCGCGGCAGAACUGGUGUGUAAGGAAUGGCAGAGGGUCAUCUCGGAAGGCAUGCUGUGGAAGAAGCUGAUAGAGCGCAUGGUCCGUACUGACCCACUAUGGAAAGGACUGUCAGAAAGACAUCAGUGGGAGAAAUAUCUGUUUAAAAAUCGCACAUCCGAAGUCCCGCCCAACUCUUAUUAUCACUCCCUAUAUCCCAAAAUCAUCCAAGACAUAGAGACAAUUGAAGCUAACUGGCGGUGCGGCAGACACAAUUUGCAAAGGAUUCAGUGUCGCUCAGAAAACAGUAAAGGGGUGUAUUGUCUCCAGUACGAUGACGACAAGAUCAUCAGUGGCCUUAGGGACAAUUCCAUCAAGAUAUGGGAUAAACAGUCACUGGAGUGUUUGAAGAUUCUGACUGGUCACACAGGUUCAGUGUUGUGCCUCCAGUAUGAUGAAAGGGUCAUCGUCACCGGGUCGUCAGACUCAACCGUUAGAGUGUGGGAGGUGACGACGGGCGAGGUACUCAACACGCUGAUCCACCACAACGAGGCCGUGCUUCAUUUACGCUUCGCCAACGGCCUCAUGGUCACGUGUUCCAAGGACCGCUCGAUCGCCGUGUGGGACAUGGCGUCUCCGACAGACAUCAGCUUACGGCGCGUCCUCGUAGGGCACCGGGCGGCUGUCAACGUAGUUGACUUUGACGAUAAAUAUAUCGUGUCAGCCUCAGGGGACCGCACCAUCAAGGUAUGGAGCACCAGCACCUGUGAAUUUGUCCGAACUCUAAACGGUCACAAAAGGGGCAUCGCCUGUCUACAGUACCGGGAUCGACUGGUGGUCAGCGGCUCGUCUGAUAACACUAUUAGGUUAUGGGACAUUGAGUGCGGGGCAUGUUUGCGAGUGUUGGAGGGUCACGAAGAGCUGGUGCGUUGCAUACGUUUUGAUAACAAGAGGAUUGUCAGCGGCGCUUAUGACGGUAAAAUCAAAGUGUGGGACUUGCAAGCAGCCUUGGACCCACGAGCCCCAGCAAGCACGCUAUGCCUGCGCACUCUAGUGGAGCAUUCUGGCCGCGUGUUCCGUCUGCAGUUUGACGAGUUCCAGAUCAUCAGCAGUUCUCACGACGACACCAUCCUGAUCUGGGACUUUCUCAACGUCUCCACCAACGGCCAGUCAGAGGGACGGUCUCCCUCCCGCACCUACACUUACAUUUCUAGAUAGCAGGUGGCUCCAUUUCCCCGCCCCGUCGGGCGGGCGCGUCCAUCCCGGACCGGAGCGCCGCCGUGUCUUCUCCUUCCUCUCGGCCAUCUCUCUGUCCACCUCCUGGCCCGCUCGCACCUCUUUCCGUCCGUCCGUUCUGCCCCAGCGCGAACGAACGGACCCGUUUUCUACCGGCGCCGAGGACGGAAGCGACGCCGCUUUCCCGGGAAGACGGGCUUCUACUAAUUUAUCUUUUGUAAACGAAUGACAGUAUUAACAGUCUCCCAAAUUUCCACCUGCCAAAACAAAUCGCUUCUAGUUCUAUUUAUAUAUUCCAUAUACAUACAUGCGAAUGCACACAGAGCUGGACAGAGGAUGGCCGGAGCUUUGACGCGGGAGAAAACAGACUCUUAUUACUCGGCUCCAGGGAAAAGACGGAGGGGAGUGCACAUAUUCCCCUCUCGGCCGUUUCUCUCGACGACAUCCCUUCCUUGCAUUAUACCCGCCCCGCCCCGCCCCUUUCCAGAAAUGCACACUAGCUCGGAAACACGACGUGAGCGUGUCGCGUUUAUGUACGUGGGACUCGGCAGAACGGAGCGAGAGCGUCAGACAUGCAUGUGAGGUUGCUGCGUCCUGGCACACUUCAGCUAUUCUUUCUUUCUCCCCACCCCCCUCUCUUUAACUGUUCUUAUUUUUUUUAUAUGUAUAAUUAUUUUCUACUUUAAUUUCAGUAUGUUUUUGGUUCUUAGUACAAAAAUUCAUACUAGUCCUCCUCCCUUCUUUCUCUUCUUUGUUCGUCCCUCACUCCAUCGUUGAGCUUGCUUUGGUUACGAGAAGCUGGAAUUCAUUCAAAUUUAGUUGUAAACAGACUUGUCUUGUCCAAAAUUGUGUUGUAUAUUAAAAUGAUUUUUUAAAGAAGAAAAGGA
Molecule: messenger RNA, 2616 nt
Organism: Corythoichthys intestinalis (scribbled pipefish)
Lineage: Eukaryota; Metazoa; Chordata; Actinopteri; Syngnathiformes; Syngnathidae
Gene: fbxw11a
Product: F-box and WD repeat domain containing 11a
Exons: 13
Coding region: 128-1711 (527 amino acids)
Molecular function (GO): protein dimerization activity
Source: RefSeq, a predicted model, not a curated record